CACUGAGGGAACGGUCCCUGGAGAAACCCUGCCGACCCAAGACGCACUUGUUCUUCCUGAAGACACACAAGACAGCCAGUAGCACCGUGCUUAACAUCAUGUACCGUUUUGGUGAGGCAAGGAACUUAACCUUAGCCCUGCCAGUGUCCUACCAGUUUGGCUAUCCCCAACUCUUUGAUACAAGAACAGUGAAAUCAUACAACGCCACGAAUAAUCAGGAAUACCACAUCAUUUGCAACCACAUGCGGUUCUACAAGCCCCAGGUGGAGAAGUUGAUGCCGAACGACACCUUCUACUUCUCCAUCCUCCGCAGCCCAGUGACAUGGAUGGAAUCCUCCUUUGCUUACUACAAGGACAUUGCCAGGGCCUUCUCCAAUGUGACGUCGCUGGAGCAGUUCCUCGAAGAUCCCUGGAGCCACUACUCGCCCACCAGCAUUGAUUAA
This is a messenger RNA of Amblyraja radiata (thorny skate), 443 nucleotides long. Its product is annotated as galactose-3-O-sulfotransferase 2-like. Gene Ontology annotation, cellular component: membrane. Gene Ontology annotation, biological process: glycolipid biosynthetic process. Lineage: Eukaryota; Metazoa; Chordata; Chondrichthyes; Rajiformes; Rajidae. The transcript has 3 exons. Gene Ontology annotation, molecular function: galactosylceramide sulfotransferase activity. The record is from RefSeq and is a predicted model, not a curated record. Bases 99 to 443 code for a protein of 114 amino acids.